CGAAUUUUAAUCUAUGGGCUGAGCCCCACAGCCGCUUCUUUAAUACGAAGAAGGAGGGCCUGGUACUUCAUGAGCUGUCUCUACCCAGGAGAAGAUGGGGUCUACACAAAGACAAUAGUGCAAGAUACGUUGGGUUUGGGUGUUUCCCGUUUUGCAACUAGUAGGUUGGGAAGGGUCAUCCAUCAGUUGCAGGGGACAUGGGAGAAGCAGGUAGGGGAGGGGAACACGAGGAAGUGACCUCACUUCCUUGACAACACGCCUAACAGAACCUAGAACUCUCGAGGCUGGUUCAUUACAGUUACUGGUAGAGAGAGAACAGUCAGGACGAUGUUUUCUUGCUGUUUCCCAAAACGCCUAGGCUCAGGCCACAAGAGUUGGUGGAAAGAGGGUCUUAUUCGAAGGCUGAGAGGCUCAGGCAGUCGUCAGCCCCAGAGCCUGGAGCACACCGACCCCAGAACUCCCAAGAUGAUACAGGAGAGCACCCAACAGGCCUCAAAGAAGUCCAGCCCAAAGCUGGAGGAUGCUGGCAAGGUGGGGAGCAUGGAGCCAGACAUGCUGAAGAAGCUGGUGGACAACCUGGUGCCCGCCCAUCUGCGCGGGUACCCAUUCUUUGUGCCUGCCUUCCUGGCCAUCUACAGGAGGUUCGCCACCCCGCGGCAGGUGCUGGAUCUGCUGUUCCUCAGGUACCCCUCCUUCCUUCCGAACUCUGAAGAGGACCAGCAGAACAAGAGGGCUCUGAGCUCCAUCCUGGAGACUUGGCUGCUCCACUACCCAGGAGACUUUUGCCAGUGCCCAGACACGGCCAACCUCAAGCAGCUCGUGGCCUAUGCACUCCUGAAUCUUACAGACUCGGACAUCAUCCAGCAUUUGUGCACACUCUCGACCCAAUUCAGAGUCCGCUAAGAGAGAUCUCAUCUCAGAUGUGAGUAGGAGGCUGGGGUUAGUGACUGUGGGUGGUGGGAAUGCAGGAAAGGUCAUGCUGGUACCACUAGGAGGGGUUUCCAGAGGCUGCUGCUGGCCAGGAGCAAAGCAAGAGAA
Molecule: messenger RNA, 1038 nt
Organism: Cavia porcellus (domestic guinea pig)
Lineage: Eukaryota; Metazoa; Chordata; Mammalia; Rodentia; Caviidae
Product: ral guanine nucleotide dissociation stimulator-like
Exons: 4
Coding region: 328-903 (191 amino acids)
Source: RefSeq, a predicted model, not a curated record